Molecule: messenger RNA, 3294 nt
Organism: Closterium sp. Yama58-4
Lineage: Eukaryota; Viridiplantae; Streptophyta; Zygnematophyceae; Desmidiales; Closteriaceae
Source: the annotation of a GenBank genome assembly
AUGUGGCCUGUUCAAGCGCUUGACCUCACCGGCUCGGCGCGCACUAUCUUCCCUUCCUUUACCCCGUUCCCGUUUCCCCGUCCGCCGUUUCCCCCUUUCCUUGCGCCAUGCCCUCCUGGCUCCGCUCUUCCCCGACUGCCCCUCCGCCUGCUCAAGCAUGGGGCGCAAAGCAGCAGCGCGGACCCCUGCCCUUUGAGGCACCUUCAAGGCCCCCCUUCCCCGCCGUCUCCCCGCAUCCCCCUAUUGCCUCCCGCUCAUCAGAAGUCCCCCUUUUCCGCUCGCCCCUCCGCCCGCCCCUCCCCGUCAUGCAGACAACUCCUGGCAGCAGCGUUGACCCCUGCCCCGGCGCAAACCAGUUCCCGCCUCAACCCACCUGCGCCUGGCCUCUUCCUGAAAUCCUUACCCAACUCCCCUUUCCUCACCUUCCCUUUCCCCCUCUCGUGCUCUCUCCUCCCCUCUCCUGGCUCCUUCCUUCUCCCACUUAAUCCUCCUCUCCCCUCAACUUUCCCCACUCUCCUUCUCCUCCCCUCACCUCCCCUUUCCUCCCGCACAUCUCUCUCGCAGUGUCCCAGCAAGGCGGGAUGCUUCAACCGCGGCGACUACUGCGACGGGGUGAAGAACUGCGCGGACGGCAGCGACGAGUGGCCGUGGAUAUGCAGCUUCGACAUGGACUGCGGCGCACUCAACGCCACGCACGUGCUCUGUCCGGACUCCCCCAGCGUCUGCAUCCUUCCCGGGCAGUACUGCGAUGGAAAAACCGACUGCCCGGACUCGCUCGACGAAAACCCGCUCUUCUGCGCGAAUUUCACCUGCCCGAGGAACAGCCUCCGCUGCCCGGGGCUGAACAUGUGCAAGCCGGGCGGUGCGCUGUGCAACGCCGUCCCAGACUGCCCGGGAAAAGUGGCUGGGAGUGUGGCAGUAGAUGAAGACCCGGCUUUCUGCCGGGGGUAUACCUGUCCGAAGGGGUCUUCUAAGUGUAGUGAUGGCCUGCAGUGUGUGGAUGACGUGUUGCGAUGCAAUGGGGUGAAGGAGUGUAAGGAUGGGAGCGACGAGGUGGGGUGUGAUGUGUGGAACUGCACCAAGGGGUUCCGGAAAUGCAAGGACCAGUUGCAGUGUGUGUCGAAGCUCAACUGGUGUAACAAGGUCACCGACUGCAAAGAUGGUUCGGAUGAGGCAACCUGCUUUCCUCCCAACGGCCCAGACAGCACCGGUGGCAGUGGCACUGGUGGUGGCAGUGGUGGGGCCAGUGUCCCCGCGAAGCCAGGCACCGGCAGCUUUGGCAGUGGCACUGGUGGUGGCGGCAGUGGGGGCAGUGUCCCUGGCAAGCCAGGGGGUGGCAACACUGGUGGUGGUGGCGGCAAUGGUGCAGGCAAGCCAGGGGGAGGCAGCACUGGCGGAGGCGGCAGCGGUGCUGGCAAGCCAGGGGGUGGAAGUGGCAGUGGGGGCAGCGGUAGUGGUGCCGGCAAGCCAGGGGGAGGCAGCACUGGCGGAGGCGGCAGCGGUGCUGGCAAGCCAGGGGGUGGAAGUGGCAGUGGGGGCAGCGGUAGUGGUGCCGGCAAGCCAGGGGGUGGCGGCACUGGUGGCGGUGGCGGCAGUGGUGCGGGAAAGCCAGGCGGCGGCAGUGGUGGUGGGAGCAACAAAGGUGGCGGCACUGGCGGGACGGGGAGCAAGACAGGCGGAUCCGGUACACCAGGAGGCUCCUCUGGAGGUACUGUGAAGAAACCACCGCCCAAGUCCACCCCUCCGAAAACCUCCCCAAAACCACCCGCCAAGUCCCCUCCGAAAACCCCACCCAAGAGCACUCCCAAGCCCCCUACCAAGCCGGGUCCCAAGCCCCCUGCCAAGAGCCCUCCGCGCAAGCAAGGCCCCCCGAGUGGGGCGCCGCCAUCGGACUCUGGUACUCGGUCGGACUUCACGUUCGUCGUCACGCGUCGCCAGGCGAUCGCAUGCGUCGCCGUCCUCUUCGCCACGAUGCUUUCCCUUUCCGCGAUCUCGCACCGCCUCGGCCACACCUCCGGGUUCCGCGCCGCGCAACUCAGCCUGUCGAUUAACCCGCACUUAGCAAACACCGCGUCCGCCGCAGGCGGCGCGGGGGUAUCGAGUUUCCAGCGCGGCGAGAUUGCGGCGAAUGUGAUUACAACGGGCGAGGGGAAUCCGUGCGGGGAGAUCGCGAGCCGGCACGGGGCUUGCAUGGCGCCGUGUCAGCGGCGCACCAAGGCCGGGCAUUGCGUGUCGGAGAUGCUUCGACUUUAUGACGAGGCUUACGCCCCACUAUGGCCAGCCCGGGUUGACCUGUUAGUGCGCAGCCACGUGUCAGAUGCUUACUUUCUGAUGGAGGUGCUGUUCAGGAGCAUCGAGCAGAUGUGGCCACGUGGCAUUGGUGACGUCAUCCUGGUGCUGGACGAGGGCGAGAGUGGUGUCAGGGACCUCGUGCCACCCUGGGUCAAGGUGAGUCAACGCCCUGGGUCAAGGAAAGAUUUUCCCUCACAGGCUCUAUGCACUCGCCCUAUGCCAGGGAAGAUUUUCCCUCACAGGCCCUAUGCACUCGCCCUAUGCUCCAGCAGUGACCCUCACGGGCCUCUCACCCGUGCUGCUUCCCUGCGUUACACUCUCUGUUCCUGUCUGCCCAUCCUUCCCUCGCAUAAUCACCAGGUGUACUAUGAGAAGAACUACCUGGACCUGCCGGGGAAGAUCUUGCAGCAGUGGAGCUACCUGUGGGCGGACAACUACACCACUGCCCCUUACAUUGCGAUUAUUGAUGAUGAUGUGGUCUUCAACCUCAAGGUGACGCCUGGUCUGCUGUUCAACCUGACAGACGGCAAGCCAUGGGUGAUCGGGUCAAAGAACACGCAGCGCAACAACUGGCUCCCCUCAACGCGCUGGCUGGUGGGGCAGCACGCCUACUUCGCCAACUUCAUGGUGCAGCUGCCCUUCGUCUUUCCAAGAGACGUGCUGCCCAAGUUUAGAGAGCAUGUGGGGGAGUUGCAUCGGGACAAGUUUGGGAAGAGCUUUGACAAGCCGUUUAAGUACUUUGCGGAACGGGGUCCAAAGUUUGAACGGACGCAGAUCGCCCACACGACUCUGGGCAACUACAUGUGGGCCUUCACACAGGACGAGGUGCACUGGGCGUUAGAAUGGACCGACCACAUACCCAUCCCCCGUGUGGGAGUGCAUGUGUCCUACUCCUGGCCAUUCAGAGAAGCCACCAACCACACCGACAACAUGCCGCGAACCGUCAAAGCUUACAUAAGUGUUUCCGGCGGGGGAGAUCGGGGAGGAUGGGGAAGGGAUUAG